UAAUGUAAUCAAUGGCUUGGCAUAUGUCAAAAAAUUAGUUUCUAAAAAUAAAUAAUCAAAUGAACAACAAAUAAUCAGUGAGUAAAAGCUGCGAAACAGUCAGUGUGUCGAUUGGUUAAAACAAAGUAUCAACUGUCACUGACGACACCAGAAGAACGAAAUAAACGUCAAUAAAAUGAAGUGUCAGUGAUGCGUUUAAAGGGGAAAAAUGACACAAAGUCAUUUCAUAGCGUCUAUAAGAUGCUUUCUCGUAUAUGUAGGGCUGUGGACAAGGGUCAGCUGGACGGUUUAAUGUCAGAUGGACGCGUGCAGCCUCUAAAAAGUGGUCAUAAUUCCCAGACAAUGGGUUUCGCAUCUCAAACAAUGAGACAGACUGAUGUCAAUACGGGUAAAGUAUAUCCAGUAGAUAGUUAUCAGUCAUUGAGACAACGACAACAAGCUAAUGAUGUACCUGGUAAAGUAUUUACGGCUGGACAGUACGCGAGUAAGGUACUGAGACACCUGAAUGACCAGCGACUGAAGAACCAGUUCAGCGACGUGGGUUUAGUCGCUGGUGACAACGUCAUCAGAGCACACAGAUCAGUGCUGGCUGCUGGCAGCGCUUAUUUCAAUGCCAUGUUCACUGGCGGUCUUGUUGAGGAGCAGCAGGAACUGGUGGAAAUCCACGCGAUUUCUCCAAACAUACUGGCGCUCCUUGUCGACUUUAUUUACACGGGUAAUGUCGAUAUCACACAGGACAAUGUGCAGGAACUGUUUGCCGCUGCUGAUAUGUUUGAAUUGGACGAAGUCGUCGCAGGAUGUAUCUCUUAUCUCCAGCAACAGCUGCAUUAUUCUAACGCCCUUGGAAUUUAUCGAUUUGCUGAAGCGCACAAUCGAAUAGAUUUAAUGGAGACUGCCUUACGUUUCAUCGAAGUCAAUUUUCCUCAAGUGUCACAGGAAGAAGAGUUUCUUGAUUUACCUAAGGAAUAUCUCGUUCAUUUUCUCAGUAGUGAAUACAUUCAUGUUGAUACUGAAUUUCAGGUCUUCCAAGCUGCCUACAACUGGAUAACACACGACAUAACGUCACGGCGUUGCUACGUAUUUGAAAUACUCGGUCACAUAAGACUGCGUCUGUGCUCAUUAACCCGUUUAGAGUCAGUAAUAAUUGAUUGCAAAGACGCGAGUUUAAUAGUCGCUCUGAGAUCAAUACAAAAAGACCUGGUGUCCAACAAAGGAUGUCUCGUGCCCCUGAGAGCGCAACCACGUCUCUGCGCCAAGAAAAAUAUCCUGGUGAUCGGUGGGUCCAAGCGAGAGCACACUUCCGACAGCUGGGCCCGGGACGCAGAGAGUACCUAUGAGACGAUUGAAAAAUACGACACGUUCACCGGUCAGUGGAGCGAAGUCGCACCAUGUGGGAUUGGGAGAAUUUUACCCGGAGUGGCUCUUCUUGAUGGCAAAGUCUACGUCGUAGGAGGGGAACUCGAGUCCUGCAUCAUCGCCAACGGGGAGUGCUACGACCCACGUGACAACGUCUGGAGUUCGAUUGCAUGCAUGAUUGAAGCACGUUGCGAGUUUGGUCUCUGCGAGCUCGACAACUGUCUCUACGCCGUCGGGGGCUGGGUCGGCGAAGACAUUGGAGGCACCAUUGAGACUUAUGAUCCCAUUAGCAAUACUUGGUCCCUGCACGGCGAACUUCCCGAGCCACGUUUCAGUAUGGGUGUUGUCGCGUAUGAAGGGUUGAUUUAUAUUGUCGGUGGUUGCACGCACGAAAGCCGACACCGUCAAGAUGUUAUGAGUUAUAAUCCCGUUACAAGAGAAUGGAAUUAUCUUGCGCCCAUGCUAACACCACGUUCGCAAAUGGGAAUUACUAUAUUAGAUGGUUAUAUAUAUGUUGUAGGCGGCAUGAAUAAGAAUCAAGAGGUACUCACGUCUGUUGAACGUUACUCAUUUGAAAAGAAUAAAUGGACAGCAGUGGCACCAAUGAACAUGGGCCGUUCUUAUCCAGCAGUAGCCGCAGCAGAUGGACGUUUAUACGUAAUAGGAGGUGACCAAUCGUGCGAAAUAAAUUUUUAUCGAACUCAAAUAACAAUUUCUACUGUCGAGAGUUAUGAUCCCACUUCAAAUAAAUGGAGCGAAUGCGCAUCGCUGCCAACAAGUCGUGGCGAAGCUGCAGCAAUAAUCGCACCCUUCUGAUCCUGUCUUUUACUUUAAAAAAAAAUAUCAUUUAACUUCAACUAAUCAUUUUUUUUUCAAUUUAAUCACAUAAUUUAAAUAAUCGCGAAUAAAUUAUUAUUUGUUUUAUAAAGUUCGAUAGUUAUUAAGUCUUCAGCACUCCCGCUUUUCGGCGCUGCAGCGACCGCGAAAUUUGAAAACUUUGUGAGCAAAAUGCUUAUAGCGGGAGUGCUUGCGGGUUAAUUUGAAAAUCAUGAUAAAUAAAAUUUUAAAAAACUGUUAUAAAUAAUAAUAAUGAUAUAUUUUAUUUAUUAUUAUUUAAUUGUUGCUAAAUGGCCUUUGUAUUAAUUCGUUGGCUAUCAAAUAAUAAUAAUAUUAAAUCAUAUCUUCAAUCAGCUUAAGUGUUAUUUAAAUAAUAAAUUUAUAAAUAACUGACUAAUUAUGUAAACUCGUCCAAAGAGCAAGUGGAUGUUAAUUAUAAAUACUAAUAAAUGUACAGCUAACGACAUAACCAAUGGAAUUGCACUUGUGUGCUCAUCGAUACUCAAAGCAACUAAAAAAUUAAUUAUUUGUCAUACACCAUUUAAAAAUAAUUAUAAAUAAAUAUAAUGUAAUAGUUGUUACUUUAAAAAAAUCUAUCAAGAUAUAUAAUAUAUGUCAUACCAUUUUUAUACAAAAAAUAUCACCGAUGCAUCGAUUCGUAAAAUAAAGUCCACAAUUUACUAAUAUAAUUAUUUAAUAAUUAAUACAAUAAAUUGUUAUGCUAAACAAUAAUUAAAAUUAAAACGAAUCAUUGGAAUGAAUUAUUGUAAUAUGUAAUUAUAUAUAAAUAUAUUAAUAGAUAUUAUUAAAAUAUAACAAUCCACGAUAUUAUACAAAAUGG
Molecule: messenger RNA, 3034 nt
Organism: Microplitis demolitor
Lineage: Eukaryota; Metazoa; Arthropoda; Insecta; Hymenoptera; Braconidae
Product: actin-binding protein IPP
Exons: 5
Coding region: 190-2172 (660 amino acids)
Molecular function (GO): protein binding
Source: RefSeq, a predicted model, not a curated record